ACCCAUUUUUAUAUAGGGAGGCAUCGUGGUCCAUCCCAUUCCCAUCCAACUGACCAACACAUGAUUUCUUAAAAAGUCAGAUCAGAUCGUCUCUCGCGGCGGCCACCACCACCACCACCAACCCCCCCUCCUUCCUUCCUCCCUCCACCCACUCUCUCUCUGUUGACCAACAUACCCUCUAUCACCAUCAACGUUUGUUAACGUAAAAGCACUUCAAAAAGAUCCAAAAAUUCAUUGUGCUAAACGACCCAGAUCUUCCCCACCACUCCCUUACAAAAAGCCAUACGCAAAAAUUCUUUCUUUGCUACCAAAUUUGUUGGGUCCCUCAAACGUAAAAGAAAGAAAAGAAAAGAAAGCCUCCACACAAUUCAAUUCAACCCCAUCCCCCAACUAUAAUAUUCUCUCUGCCCUUCCUCUGUUCAUCCAUAUCUCAAUAUCUGCCCUUUAUUCUUCUGAGACCUUCAUUUGUGUCUUUCAUAUCAUUCCGCAUCUGGGUCUUUUAGAUUUCUAAUGUUUUGUCUGAUUCCUAAUUGGGUUUUUGGUUUUUAGACUUCUUUAAAAGGAUUUGAUUUUGAUUCAACUCGAUUCGGUUGAUUUGUUGUUGUGAAUCUCUGAUUUGUGGUUUCUGGGUCGGGGUGUGUGUGUGUUGGAUUUUGUCUUGUUUUUGGUCUGUCAAUGGGCGCUUUGAAUGAGGGGCACUUCAAUGUGGAGCUAGAGAAUCGAGUGAACCACCUAGGGGGUUGCAUUGAGCUGGGAUUUGAGCAAGAGCCAGAGACCUUGGCCAUUGAGGAUGCUGUAAAAGUUCUCUUGCAAGGUUUGGGUGAAGAUGUCAAUCGAGAAGGUCUCCGAAAGACCCCUCUUCGCGUUGCCAAGGCCCUUCGAGAAGGAACCAGAGGUUACCGACAAAAGGUGAAAGAUAUUGUCCAAGGUGCUUUAUUCCCCGAAGCUGGACUGGAAAGUGGAAUUGGUCAUGCUGGAGGGGUGGGUGGGCUUGUUGUAGUUAGAGAUCUUGAUCUCUUCUCAUACUGUGAGUCUUGCUUGCUUCCAUUCCAGGUUAAGUGCCAUGUUGGGUAUGUACCAUCUGGGCAGCGUGUCGUAGGCCUAAGUAAGCUCUCUCGGGUGGCUGAUGUCUUUGCAAAACGGCUACAAGAACCACAGCGUCUAGCAGAUGAAGUGUGUUCGGCUCUGCAGCUAGGAAUCAAGCCAACAGGUGUUGCUGUCGUUCUCCAGUGUUUACACAUUCACUUCCCAAAUUUUGAAUCAGCUUUUCUUGACCUAAAUCACCAAGGAUGGGUAAAGGUGCUGGUUACUUCAGGUUCAGGAGUCUUUGAAAACGAGAAAGCAGAUAUUUGGGGUGAUUUUCUGAGUCUUUUAAAAUUCAGAGGCAUUGAUGUUGAGAAAACCCAUCCCAGAGACGCUGCUGACAAAUGUUGGUGCCCAUCUCAGGCUAUCUCUAAGGUGGGACCUUCCAAUUCAGGAAUGACUCUGGCAGUAGCUUCAAUUCUUCAGUCUUUGGGUGAAGAUCCAUCAAGGAACGAGCUUCUAGGAACUCCUACUCGUUUUGUGAAGUGGCUGAUGAAUUUUAAAAAUUCCAAUUUGGAAAUGAAGUUGAAUGGGUUUGUUUUUGGUCAAAUGGAUGCUCUUAUAUCCAACGGGAAUGUCAGUCACUGCGACGAACACAUCCAUUCCGAGCUAAAUUUGUCAUUCUGGUCUCAAUGUGAACAUCAUCUACUUCCCUUUCAUGGUGUCGUGCAUAUAGGAUGCAUCUGUACUGAAGCAAUCAACCCCAUUCGGAAGUCUUUUUUGCAGUCAAUAGUGCAUUUCCAUGGUUUCAAGCUCCAAGUACAGGAAAGGCUCACCAGACAAAUAGCUGAGACAGCUUCAUUGCUGCUUGGUGGAGAUGUAAUGGUGGUGGUAGAGGCUAACCACACUUGUAUGAUCUCUAGAGGAAUUGAGAAGUUUGGAAGUAACACAGCUACAGUUGCUGUCUUGGGUCGCUUUUCAACUGAACCUGCUGCAAGGGCAAAAUUUUUUCAGAGCAUCCCGAACUCUACUACAACUGGAGGCUAAUUUUAAUCCAAAGACCACUAAUGUAUUUGUUUUUCCUGGCAAAAUUGCCCUUCUUUUUUGCAAUGCCUUUCUUCGGCUCUUUGGCUGUCUUUUGGCACAGGCACAAGGAGGACAAUUCAGAAGCAGGUCUCAUGAUGAUUUGGAGAGAUGUGGGUUUUGCUCAGAGUUUUGUUUGUUGUUUGGUGGUGCAGGACUACCAAUUGAGUCUGAAACAGUAAGAUGGUUGAGGGUUUUAAUUUUUGUUUUUAUUUGACCACCACUUGACGUCUUUAGCACAAAGAAGCCUCUCUUUUGCCAACAAAUUUGGUAACGGCCAUUUUUUAACUGCACCAUGCUAUGUGAGAGAGUCAAGGUAUUUGAUUUUAUUUGUUUUUCAUUUUUCUCGACCCCUACUUAACCAUCUGUAGCAUAAAGAGAAGGUCUCUUUUGCCAACAAAAAGUUUUCAUUACACCCUGUUAUUGAAGUUUCUCAUAUGUUUUGCCUUGCUAAUUAUCACUUGAUUACAUGGUAUUGGUUUUA
Messenger RNA from Camellia sinensis, 2590 nucleotides. RefSeq names its product GTP cyclohydrolase 1. NCBI's taxonomy places the organism in Eukaryota, Viridiplantae, Streptophyta, Magnoliopsida, Ericales, Theaceae. The record is from RefSeq and is a predicted model, not a curated record. Gene Ontology annotation, biological process: tetrahydrobiopterin biosynthetic process; tetrahydrofolate biosynthetic process. Gene Ontology annotation, molecular function: GTP binding; GTP cyclohydrolase I activity; zinc ion binding. Gene Ontology annotation, cellular component: cytoplasm.